AUGCACAGACGCGGCGGCGUCGGCCUCGCGGGCCUUGAUCGCCAGAAACAGAAUCAGCGCUCGUACGCCGCGCUCGGCAGCCAGCUCUCGCGCGCCCAGCUAGACUCUUUCCAGUCUGAUCUCCACAAGUUCCGCACGGCGCUUACCGCCUUCGCGCGGGACCAUCGCGAUGCCAUUCGCGGCGAUCCGGCAUUCAGACGCCAGUUCACCCAGAUGUGUGCACAGCUCGGCGUCGAUCCCCUCGCCGGCCCAAGGAAGGGAGGCUGGUGGGAAGAUGCGCUUGGUCUGGGCGAUUGGCAGGCAGAACUGGCUGUGCAGAUUGUGGACGUCUGUGUCAGUACCCGCGAGCGAAAUGGCGGGCUUAUCGCGCUAGACGAGCUCGUGCGCCUCUUGUCGCGUAUGCGCGGCGUCGAUGGCGGCGCUGUAACGGAGGACGACGUCGGCCGCGCUCUGAAAGCAUUGCGACCACUCGGCACUGGAUACGAGCUCGUCGAUUUCGGCGACGGGCGCAAGAUGGUGCGAUCAGUCGCCAAAGUACUCGAUGCGGACCAGAUGUCCGUGCUUGCGACCGCCCAGGCGCAUGGAGGACGUGUUGACGAACAUAUGCUCGUCGAACAGCGAGGAUGGACGCAGGAACGCGCAAAGGCCGUGCUACAUCUUAUGUUGCUCAAGGACGGGACGUGUUGGAUUGAUGAUCAAGAUGGGCCCAGUGGAGAUGGUAUUGCAUACUGGGUUCCUGCUGCCAUGCAAUGGGAAGAGUGA
Molecule: messenger RNA, 762 nt
Organism: Peniophora sp. CBMAI 1063
Lineage: Eukaryota; Fungi; Basidiomycota; Agaricomycetes; Russulales; Peniophoraceae
Source: the annotation of a GenBank genome assembly